Lucilia cuprina (Australian sheep blowfly) is the source of this 2965-nucleotide messenger RNA. RefSeq names its product spondin-1. Gene Ontology annotation, cellular component: extracellular matrix. Gene Ontology annotation, biological process: cell adhesion. The record is from RefSeq and is a predicted model, not a curated record. Bases 201 to 2846 code for a protein of 881 amino acids. Gene Ontology annotation, molecular function: serine-type endopeptidase inhibitor activity. NCBI's taxonomy places the organism in Eukaryota, Metazoa, Arthropoda, Insecta, Diptera, Calliphoridae. The transcript has 7 exons.
UGAUUAAAUAAAUAAAAAAUAAAUAGUACGGGAAGAAUUGUGUGUUGUAUGUGUAUUUCAAUUAAUUGAUUCAAUUGAAACGAAUUUAAUGCAAAUUAUUUGAAAAACAAAAAUUGUUUAUACAAUUCUACAAUUUAAAUUUUAAUCUUCUUUUAUACUAGAGCAAACGAUUUUUUAUUACCGAGAAACCUUAGAACAAAAUGAAUUGGUUGUCAUUAGCCAUUUCCAUAUCGGCUACUCUAAAUAUAGCGUUAGCUUGUAGUCGCGUGCCAACAGGUACAACUGCCGCCAAAUCACCGGCCGAUGAAAGUUAUGUGGUCUCAGUGGCCGGAAAUCCACAAACUUAUAUACCGGGUCAGAAAUAUAAUGUAUCCAUUAUAGCCAACAAUGAUCAAACUUUUAUUAGUUUCAUGCUGGGUUUGGAAUCUGAGUCGGGAGGUGGUUUUGAAGCGGUGGGUACAUUUGAAAUAGUCGAUUUGGCCGAAACACGCUAUAGUCCUCGCUGUGCAAAUUUAGUGGAAAAUACUAAUACCAAUAUUAAGACUCGCAUAGAUGUGGUUUGGGUAGCUCCCGCAAAUUCGAAUAUGGGUUGUGUACUCUUGAGAGCCACCAUAGUUCAACAUCGUGAUGUUUGGUUUAUGGAUGAUGGUUUCUUAACCAAAAGAAUGUGUGAAGAAGAAGUGGAUGAUAUUGAUACCCAGCCCAGUAUUACAGAGCCUUGUUGUGCCUGUUAUGAGGCCAAAUAUGAAUUAACCUUUGAGGGCAAAUGGUCUAGACAUACCCAUCCCAAAGAUUUUCCCGCUAAUAGUUGGCAGACACGUUUCAGUGAUAUUAUAGGAGCAUCACAUACUGUUGAUUAUCGUUUUUGGGAAUAUGGUAAAAACGCGAGUGAAGGUUUAAGAGAAGUAGCCGAACAUGGUUCUACCAGGACUUUAGAAAGUGAACUGAAAGAAAAGAGUGAUCAAAUACGUACUAUUAUCAAGGCUCGAGGUAUUACAUAUCCCAAUAUAACGGGUAAGACAUUUGCCGUUUUUCGUGUCGAUUCAAAACAUCAUUUGAUAUCUUUGGUUUCAAUGAUUGAUCCCUCACCCGAUUGGAUUGUGGGUGUUUCCGGGUUGGAAUUAUGUUUGCCAAAUUGUACUUGGGUAGAGAAAAAGGUUCAUAAUCUCUAUCCCUGGGAUGCGGGAACAGAUAGUGGACCUUCUUAUACGUCUGCCGAUCAACCUCAAUUACCACCCGAUGUUAUAAGGCGUAUCAAACCCAAUUUUCCCAAUGAUCCACGAUCACCAUUUUAUGAUCCCUCUGGCGCACCCAUGAAACCUUUGGCAACAUUGUACAUAAAUCGCCGACGUUUAUACGAAAAGACCUGCGAUAAGUCCGAUGAUGAAGACGAACCGCCACAAUGUGACACCACCGCUUGGUCUCGCUGGGAUGAGUGUAGCGCUGAAUGUGGUCCGGGCAAACAAUAUCGUACGAGAGAAUUUAAAAAUGCCGCCUUAGCUUGGCGUUUCAAAUGUCGUACAAGUCUAAGGGAGGAGCAGGACUGUACCGGCAGUAAAUGUAAUACAUUUGAUGAGGAGGCAGCCGCUGCCAUAGAAACGGAAAAUUUGCAAGUGGGCCAUACACCCGAAACACCAGAAUGUGCCAUAUCCGAUUGGGGUGAAUGGUCUUCAUGUUCGGUAUCUUGUGGCAUAGGCACAGAGAGGCGUACCAGACAUUAUUUAAAUCCUCGAGCUAAGAAAAAGUGUCAGCAAGUCAGUCGUGUUAGAUUGCAGGAGCAACGUAAUUGCAAGGGAGUGGACUGUGGUGGCGAUAUUAAUGGCAAUGGCAACAAAAACAACGAGGAACAUGAGACCCAGGUGGAUGGCACCCGAUCUCUGUUUGGCAAUAUAGAUAAUGAAAUACGUUAUCGUGAUUUGGAGAGUUUAAGUCAAAAACUCGAUGAUUAUAUACCACCCGAAUGUGGUGUUUCUCAUUGGUCUGAUUUCUCACCCUGUUUGGGUCCUUGCGGUGGAAUUGGCACUAGUGAACGUCUACGUGUCGUCUGGAAUAAUGAUGAAGUUUACGGAGUACGUAAACCCGAUCAUGACGACAAUUUAGAUCCUUGUCGUCAUAUUAAACGUAGGGAAGUGGUAAAUUGCACUAUACCCAGUUGUGAUGCCAUUGUGCCCUCACUGUGCUAUGAAGAUCUUAAGGUUAGUUCGUGUCGUGAUAGUGAUGUUACCAAUUAUUGGUUCUAUGAUCAUAUGAGCGAUCAAUGUGCCAUUUUCUGGGCUGACAAAUGUGAUAAAAAUCGCAAUAAAUUUCCGUCGAAAGAGGCGUGUGAGGAAACCUGUCGUCAGCCAAGACAAAAAAUGGAAUUGCAAAGUGAAAGUUUACAAGUGGCCCCCAUCGAUUGUUUAGUCUCCGAUUGGGUAAGUCAUGCCUGUAAUGCCACUUGCGGCGAUGGUGUACAAAUCAAAACCCGCAAAGUUUUAAGAUCGCCCAAAUAUGGUGGUAAACCUUGUCCCAAACAUUUGGUGCGUUUGGAAAAAUGUUAUCAACGUUGUGAAGACAUAUAUUCAGUGGAUGGUUACAGUUCUGCCACUUAUACCGGGGAACGUCGACGUAAUACGGCCAAACAUCAUUUUAGGGCACAGGAGAAGGAAAAGAAUGAAUGUCGCUACUCCGAGUGGUCGGUUUGGACUCCCUGCACUGUGAGUUGUGGAGAUAAUUCGUAUCGUCAAAAGACUCGUACUCUACUCAACACCGAUUUGAGUUAUAAGUGUAAGGAUCGCGUAAGAAUUGAAAAAUGUUCAAUGCUACCGUGUCUUUUGAAUAGUAAUGAUGACACUGACAAGUGGUAAAGUUUCAAUAUGGAGAUUAUUUAGUAGUUUAGUAAUUAGAAAAAAAUUAAUAUGAAAAUGUGUAUUUGUAUUAACUUAAUCGUUUAAUUAAUAAAAUAUAAUUAAAAAAAUAAAAAAAA